Messenger RNA from Salvia miltiorrhiza (redroot sage), 3176 nucleotides. Its product is annotated as agamous-like MADS-box protein AGL65. The transcript has 12 exons. Gene Ontology annotation, biological process: regulation of transcription by RNA polymerase II. NCBI's taxonomy places the organism in Eukaryota, Viridiplantae, Streptophyta, Magnoliopsida, Lamiales, Lamiaceae. The record is from RefSeq and is a predicted model, not a curated record. Gene Ontology annotation, molecular function: DNA-binding transcription factor activity, RNA polymerase II-specific; RNA polymerase II cis-regulatory region sequence-specific DNA binding; protein dimerization activity. Bases 374 to 1594 code for a protein of 406 amino acids.
ACAACCUGUUGUCUGCUCCUCAAUCCUUCUCCUUAGCCUUUUCUCUCUCACUCUUCCUUUCUCUCUCCUUGCAUCUCUUCCUCAUUCUCCCUUAAAAUCAUUAUCCUCCUCCUCCUUCUCCUGUUUUCCCUUUUUAUUUUCUCGAAUCGCUGCAGCUUACAUCACAUUCACAAAUAUUAUGUCCAUUCAUCACCUGAUUUGGAUAUCCCAUUUUUAGGUCAUUUUCCAUUUGCAUUUUUCUGCAUGCUUGUCGCCCUAAUGCCACCAAUGUCAAAAUGCGGUUUCAAUCUUUCCAUUGAAAUCCUCGAGUGGGACUGUCUCACAUUUCUCCCUCUCUUAGCCAUGGGUUCUAUGUUCCGCUUUUCUUCAUUUUAUGAUUCCUAUUUUUAACCCCUUGUUUGUGGAAAUACAGGAUUAUUGCAGGAUUUUCUAUCUGCAAAUUUGCACAUGUUUGGAGGAUUUUACGUCAAGGAUGGGAAGGGUAAAGCUGAAGAUACAGAGAUUAGAGACUCUGAACAGCCGGCAGGUCACGUAUGGAAAACGAAGGGCUGGAAUCUUGAAAAAGGCCCAAGAAAUUUCUGUUUUAUGUGACAUUCCCAUUGUACUUAUCAUGUUUUCUCCAUCUGGGAAGCCAUCUAUAUUCUGCGGUCAACGAAGCAACAUUGAUGAAAUGAUAGCAAAAUACGCUCAACUUACACCAAAAGAAAGGGCAAAGAGGAGGUUGGAGAGUCUUGAAACUUUAAAAAGAAACUUCAAGAAGCUCGACCAAGAUGUUGAUAUAGAAGAGUUUCUUGAUGCAAGUACUCCAUCAAUUGAGGAAAUGCAAAACCGAGCAAGGACUCUUCAAGGUCAACUUGCUGAAGCACAUAAAAGAAUAAUCUGGUGGAGUAAUCCAGACACUAUUGAAGACAUCGAACACCUAAAUCAGAUGGAAAAUUCUCUACGUGAAUCACUGAACAGGACUCAAAUAACUAAGGAAAAGUUUUUUAAGGAUCCACUUAUUCAGUUUGAUUGCACAAGCCAGGUGUGUGGAGACUUUGGUAGAGUUUAUGAACAAGAACUUCCCAAGCCGCAGUUUCCAAACAACAUGCAUUUUCCCUUAGCAACAACCAGUGAUCAGGAUUGCCCGAACCAGUCGUGGCUUCCUGGUGGGGAGGGUCAACAUAUGAUACUAACAAGCGAACCCCAAUUCUUGGCUAGUCGAGAUAUGGAAUGCUCCAGAGAUGCAUCCUUCCCGACCUGCUCCGGUUACUUUCCCGAUGUGAAAGAACAGGAUCUUGACAAUUCAAGACAGCUGAAAACUGAAAGACUAGAUGGGUUGACCAUUGAUGAUUACACAUAUUCUGCUCACUUGAGACUGCCUCUUGGCGAUCAAUAUCCUUAUAAUUCGUUUGGAAAUUUAAGUUUUCCGGAUUUGAUGGAACCCGGAAAGGAUGCAAAUUUUCAACUGAGUAGCUUGGAUUACCAGAUAAAUGGGAAUUUCGACCUUCCAAGAUCUGUCUGCAACAAUUUUCCACCUAGUUUGGUUCCUACAGCUGGUUCGUGUGCCAUUUCCAUGCUAAACGAUAACUCUUAUCCUCAGCCACCAAACUAAUCAAGUGACUCAGUGGAAUCUGGUUGGUACACAGCUUGCAUAUCUGCGGCCUCGCGCAAGCGAAGAAAAGAGGCAGACGCGUAUUUGUGUUAGCCAAUGGAUAGAGAAUUGGUUUAGUUUUGUUUUGUAGGAAAACAAACAUAAUAUAUUGUGUUGGCUAAAAAGGAAGGUGCAUGUGUUUUUUGUUGGAGAAAUCGAUGAUGACUGAUAAUGAGAUAGAUGUAGUAAUGUAUCGAUGAUAAAACUCCAAGUUGCUUCUCCCUGUACAUUAAUGUCUUACAAAUACAGCUCAAAUUUCACACAAAAACCAUCCACCACUCGAAUACUAUAAAUCUGUGGUUCAGCCCUUGAAUGUCUGGAUGAUUGUGUUGUGCCAGGGGUCUGAAAGGUGCUGCAGCAGGUUGUCGAACGGCCCCUUUCCGGUGACGUUGUGCUGGAUGAUGAACCCGAGGAACGCCAGCAUCGCGAGUCUCCCUGCACAAACACACACACGUACAUAGUGAGACAAGACACUUUGGUUGGUUGUGAUAGUGAUAGUUAAUAUAUACCGUUGGCGAUCUCCUUCUCCUUGGCCUCGAGAGUGGGGGUGAAGUUGAGGGGGUUGAAGAUGCCGCCGGGGUAGCCGACCUGGUUGGGGGGCAAGCUGUACUGCUUGAAGAUGGGGUCUUGGUUGACGCUCCCGGGGUUCUUGAUGUCCUGCCACCUCCUGAUCUCCACGUAGUGGAAGAGGAUGAACUCGAUCACGAAAAGGGUGGACGACGACGCGAAGUACUCCCCCUUCCCUGCGUCGUACCACUUGGGCACGUUCAGGAUCCCGAUGGACGUCAACACCUCCGGCAGCAGCAUCCCGGCCACCCCCAGCAUUGCCCAUCGCCCGUUCACCAGCUCCGCCUGCACGAACCAUUUCAGGUUCUCCGGGUCCUCCGCCAGUCCCAACGGGUCGAAUCCGUUGUCUCCGGGCAGGCUACACAACACAACACAUUCUCAUCUAACAAUUAAACACACUCAUUACUCAUUAUGGGGUAUUAAAAUAUCGCACCUGCCAUCCAGAUACGCCGGAGAGGCCAGCCCCGGUAGCCAUUCACCCUUCUUGGCUUCCACUUUCAAUGAUUUGUAAGAUGAAACCGCCUGUUUAACCGACACUUCCCGGUUCAGUCUUCCGCCUGAACCGCUCAGGAACCGGCAUGGCCGGAAUACGGCGGCGGAGGCUUGCGUGGUCACGCUGGCCAUCUCUGCUCAACGAUUUUUCUUUUUCAGUGGAUUAAUGAAUUAAGUGAAGUCGCCAUUUUCAAUGGUGCAAUUGUGGUGAUGCUUCGAGAUUGAAAGCUGGCCCUUGAUUUCCUGGAUUUUUGGCAUCGGACGGCUGCUUCUGUCAUGGGAAUCCACUGCUCUUAUCCUUAUCCUACUUGGCAUAUCCAUAAAUCUAUUUCUUUGCUGCUGUUGGCCUUCUAAGAUCAUGUGUUGCCGCGUCACUUUAUUAAACACACCAUAUCUAAUUGCCUAUGUGGAAUCUUGUUUUACCCAAUUGUUCCUCGACACUUGUACGCGUCAGGGUUAUACAAUCACAUUUAUUUGAUUGGUG